Messenger RNA from Dracunculus medinensis (Guinea worm), 741 nucleotides. NCBI's taxonomy places the organism in Eukaryota, Metazoa, Nematoda, Chromadorea, Rhabditida, Dracunculidae. The record is from the annotation of a GenBank genome assembly.
AUGAAUCUCAAUUUCGCGGAAAUUUUCUCAUUUCCAAUUCGCUUAUCCGGUCAGCAUUCAAUGAAUGCGAAAGAAUUAUGCGAUUUUGACGAUUUGGCGAAUUCGAUUGUUGUCGAUUCGUUUCUCGGCUUCAAAACGCAUAAAAUGAAUUUAAAGUUAGUUAGUUUACUGUUACGUUUUUUGUUGAUGUUUUCUCCAUCAUCUGGCUUCACAAUUCGUCCAUGUACUCGAUAUACAGCUGAAAAAAAUCGUGGUGCUAAACUUGUUGUUACAAGACCAUGGUUCUUUUUAUAUUCUAAUUAUUUCAUUUCUUUUAAAAUCACUUUUUUUAUUAAAUAUCUUUUCGAAUAUUCGAAAACAUUAAAUAUCACUUUGUGUCUAUGGCUUGGACCUGGUGCAUAUAUUAAUCACGAUUGUCAGCCCAGCUGUAAAUUUGUGCCAAAAAAGCAUACAGUUCAAUUACAGGUUCUUCGAGACAUGGAAACUGGUGAGGAAAUAACAUGUUAUUAUGGUGUUGAUUUUUUUGGCGAUAAUAAUGAGCGUUGCGAAUGUCUUACUUUAAAUAAACUUACUAAUGAGUCAAACGUUUGUCCAUCUCGAUACCGUUUGAGAGAGACUUGUUCAAGACUGGAGCGUAAUGGUAAUAGCAUCUCUUUGAGGCAAAAUGUUUACUUAAGACAAGGUGAUCAAAUCGAUCGGUGCAAUAAAACAAAUGGUUAUGAUUUUUUGGUGAUUAAAUAA